Molecule: messenger RNA, 985 nt
Organism: Gadus chalcogrammus (walleye pollock)
Lineage: Eukaryota; Metazoa; Chordata; Actinopteri; Gadiformes; Gadidae
Product: beta-1,3-galactosyltransferase 2-like
Exons: 1
Coding region: 1-936 (311 amino acids)
Cellular component (GO): membrane
Molecular function (GO): N-acetyl-beta-D-glucosaminide beta-(1,3)-galactosyltransferase activity
Source: RefSeq, a predicted model, not a curated record
AUGUUAUCGAAAGAUCUGAUGUACAGCGGUUAUUUAGAUGGCUCCAACCAGAUUCAUAAGCCACCCCUUUAUUCGGUGGAUCCAAGAAAAUACUUAAUUCAGCACCACAUAGCUUUUCCAAGGAACUACCAUUUCAUCCUGGAUGACACAGACGUGUGUAGGUCCAACACUCCUUUCCUGGUUCUGGUGGUUUCCGUGGCCCCAGGGAACAGAAAAGCUCGGGAUGCCAUCCGGAAAACGUGGGGCACCGAGACCCUUGUUCAGGGAGAGCUGAUCCAGACUGUCUUCCUCCUGGGUCUCCCCAGUGGAGAAAACAUCACAGAGCAGCAGGAGCACGUCAGCAUGGAGAACCUUCAGUACCACGACCUGAUCCAGAGCGACUUCACAGACAGUUACAACAAUCUGACUAUAAAGACCAUGGUUAUUAUGGACUGGCUGGCCACGCGGUGCUCAAAGGUGUCCUAUGCCAUGAAGAUUGACACAGAUGUGUUCAUUAAUGUGGAGAAUCUGGUGAGCUUGUUAAAGUCACCAGGCAUCCCCAAGGAGUUAUACCUGACAGGAAGUCUGAUGUGGGAUAGGCCUGUCGUUCGCGAUCAGUCCUCACCAUGGUAUGUUCCUAUGGAGAUGUACCCUGACCCUCAUUAUCCAACCUACACUCUUGGCAUGGGCUACCUCUUCUCCAUUGAUCUGACAAGCAGGUUUGUGGAGGUCUCCAAAAGAAUUGAACCCUUCAAUGUUGAAGAUGCCUACAUUGGAAUGUGUAUGAAAAAGUUAGGACUCAGUCCCACUGAGCCACCAGAUCCAGACCAGUUUAGAGAUUUCCUCGAUAUUUACAAUCGCUGUAACUUCUCUAAGAUCAUCACGUACAUUCUCUACUCUUCUGAACAGCUGGUGACUCUCUGGACAGACUUAAAAAAGCCUGGCCCACCAUGUUAGCCCUUUGACCAGUGUUGGGGGUAACGCGUUACAGUAACAAUGUUACUUU